Nothobranchius furzeri (turquoise killifish) is the source of this 1706-nucleotide messenger RNA. RefSeq names its product vesicle-associated membrane protein 8 (endobrevin) (gene vamp8). NCBI's taxonomy places the organism in Eukaryota, Metazoa, Chordata, Actinopteri, Cyprinodontiformes, Nothobranchiidae. The record is from RefSeq and is a predicted model, not a curated record. Gene Ontology annotation, cellular component: plasma membrane; SNARE complex; mucin granule. Gene Ontology annotation, biological process: mucus secretion; SNARE complex assembly; vesicle-mediated transport. Gene Ontology annotation, molecular function: SNAP receptor activity; syntaxin binding.
UGGGUUUGAGCUGAAAACUCGAAGCGAAGGAAUUCAGAGUGAAGAGAAAAAAACAGGAAGUGAAACCAAGGAGGAGCGAGCGAGAGAGAGAGAGAGAGAGAGACACCUGUAGGAGCGUCAAACUUUUAGGUUUUACGUCAUUUUAAAGGUUUUAAACUAAAGAACCGUGUCUGUGGGUCUUCUGAAGGAGGAUCUAGUUUCUGACAGGAUGGACGCGGACCCGGAGCGAGGAGGGUUUGAGGAUGCAGCGCCAAAGGACAAGGUUCAGGAUCUGAAGAACCAAGUGGAUGGAGUGAAAGAAAUCAUGACGCAGAACGUGGAUCGGAUCCUGGCCCGUGGAGAGAGGCUGGAUGACCUCAUGGGCAAGUCUGAGGAUCUCCAAGCAGGGGCUCAGACCUUCAAACAGUCGGCUGGUAAAGUAGCUCGUGCCUACUGGUGGAAAAAUGUCAAGCUGAUCGUGGUCAUCGUGGUGAUUGUCGUCAUCAUCAUCCUCGUCAUCGUCCUUCUGGCCACUGGAGUGAUUCCUACCAGUUCAUCCGUGGGUCCGAUCACCCCCACCACCAAGCCCUGAACUCGUGUCCGUAGUGACUCCAUGAGAGCAGAAACACGUUGCUGUUGUAAACUCAGUAAUAUAUCAACUCUAUGAAAAAUCACUUUGGUUUGGUGAAUAUUUAAUAUUUCCUCCGGUUACUUUCAUGCUUUUGUGUAACGCACUGUAAUGACACAUAAGCUUGUGAAAAUCAUAAAAAUACUUUGAAUGACCGAGUCUUCUGAACAAAGUUCUCUGACUUCACUGUUUUUUUCCAUUUGAACACCAGAUUUCAUUCUGUCCCUAACUGUUUCUGCUCCAUCCUGACAAAGAAGGAGUUUGUAGAUAAAGAACGAACUCCUUCAGUCUCGUGUGUGACGUCAUCCAAGGUGGCAACGGUGAAGCUAGCGCUAACUGGGCCAGUGGUAUUAGGAGAGGCUGGAGCUUGGGAUGAACUCUGUUCCCUUGCCAGUAGUUGUGUUCGACAUGCAGCGUGUAGGAGCCUCGGCUCUUUGUGCUACAGCAGCAGGCGGGGAGGUGAAACGGUUUCUAACACAACAGUAGGUUACUUACCCACAUUUUAGGUUUUUUUUAAGUGUGUUUGUUUCUUUGUUACUUAACGUUUAGCUGCUACUCUUCUGCUGUUUAAUGUUCAGGAUCUUCCAGCCUACCAGCUGCAGAAGAUUAUUUAUUCCCCUUCAGACCGCCCUCUGCUGGGCUUCUCUUAACCAGUAACCAGCUGGAACUGGGAUUUCUAGUUUAUGGGUCUUUCAUUUUUAUUUAUUGUAGAAUGUCUUGUUUCCACUUCCUCGUCUGUGUGCUGUUACAGUACCAGUCCAACCUGAAAGAGGUCAAAAAGCUUCUUCUCAUAAAUUACACCCACACGUGUAUUAGCUUCGGUCAUUAGCUGUAAUGAAGGUUUCUUUAGAAAUUAAGUUGUUGAUUUAUUCUGUGAUGAAGGGUAGUGUGAAAGCGACCUGCUGUGGUGGGCUGACUAGGGUGUAUGUAUCAUGUGCUGCUUAUGCUGCAGUCUGCUGGCCUGAUGCCUUCGGCUGAAACUGGCCUGAUUUAGUUCUGCGUUGAUUUCAUUGACGCUGCAGAAGUAUUGUAAGAAUCACGAAGAGCUCAUGCUUCUUGCUGGUUUUAAUGGUCUGAAAUAAACUGGAUUUACCACCAA